Molecule: messenger RNA, 1353 nt
Organism: Dovyalis caffra
Lineage: Eukaryota; Viridiplantae; Streptophyta; Magnoliopsida; Malpighiales; Salicaceae
Source: the annotation of a GenBank genome assembly
AUGGCUGGUGAACUAUACCAAGAACCCGAAAGGUUUCAACUUCAAUACCCAACAGACCCAAAUGCAUACAAAAUCUUGGAAGAGAUUGGUGCUGGUGCUGGUGCUGGUGCUGGUGCUGGUGCCACAGUUCACAAAGCAAUAUGUGUCCACAACCCAUGGAAGUCAAGUUUGGUUGCAAUCAAAAUCAUUAAUCUUGAACAAUCUCCAGCCGAUUUUCAUAGUUUCGGACGUGAAAACAUGACCGUGUCACUUCAUUCACACCCUAACCUCGUUCUUCCAACAUAUUGUUCUUUCGUUGUUGAUCACUAUCUUUGGGUGGUUAUGCCUUGCAUCAUGGCUACUGGUUCUCUCCAAUCCAUAAUCUCUUCUUACUUCUCUGACGGCCUACCAGAGCCAUGCAUUUCUAUAAUUCUCAAAGAAACCCUGAAGGGAUUGUGUUAUCUUCAUGAUCAAGGCCAUUUACACACAGAUAUCAAGGCAGGCAACGUUCUUAUAUACACAGAUAAUGGCAGCAUAAAACUUGCAUAUUAUGGCACAUCGGUCUCGAUUUACGACCCAUGUAGCAUCCAGGGAUCAUCUUCAUUGCCUUCCUUACCAAGAAAGAGGUUAAUUGAUGUCGAAGGGACCCCAUAUUGGAUGGCACCGGAGGUUAUACAUGACUCAGAUAGAGGUUAUAGUUUCAAGGCUGAUAUUUGGUCUUUUGGUAUUACUGCAUUGGAAUUAGCCCAUGGUCGACCUCCUUUGUCUUACCUUCCUUCUUCGAAGUCUUUGAUCAUGAAGAUAAAGAAGAGAUUUGGGUUCUCUGAUUAUGGUGAUGAGAAGCAUAAGAAAGAUUUCAAGAAUAAGAACUUCUCUAAAGAGUUUAAAGAUAUGGUUGCUUCUUGUCUUGAUCAAGACCCUUCAAAAAGACCUUUUGCUGAUAAGCUUUUAGAGUAUUCUUUCUUAAAAAACUGUGAAGGAUUAGACUUUUUGUUCAAGAACGUUUUCUAUGGGUUUCCUAAUGUUGAAGACAGAUUCAAAGAAACCAAGGGUUUACAUGAUGGGACAAUAUCAAGCCAGAUUCCUGCUGGUACUGAUGAUAUUGAAAACGAAGAGGGUACUGACUCAGUGGGUCCAAGUGUGAACGGUAGAAGGAUCAGUGGCUGGAAAUUUAAUAUGAAUGGAUUCGUGCUUGACCCGGUAUUCCAUACUGAGUCAGAAGAUGAUGAAGUUGUGAAGAUGGUUCGUUUUGCAGGUGAUUCGGAGGUUUUAGUGGGAGAUUAUACUGGUGCAAACAUGAGCGGAAUAGAAGGAAUUAUUGAAGGUUUAGUGGCUCUAAAGAGGAGUUUGGAUGAGGAGAGAGGAGGCGAGUAG